UUUUCUAUCAGGUCUAUUGGAAAUUUUUGAUUGUUUUUUUUUCCGUUGUCAUCCAUUAGUAAAUAGGAAAGAUGGCAGCAGAUUAUUGCGCUUUUUUCCUCUACAUCCACAGAUCCGACAUUUUUCUUAAAAUUAAGCCAUUUUACAAGUUUUUGUUUAAAAGUUGUAUAAAACCAUUCACGUUCCAGUUUUAUGAACAGAAUUGAGCGGGCAAUCGAUGAAAUGGAACAAAGGGAUCUCCCACAGGCAUUCCGUUUGCUGGGGGAGAUGAAUGCCAAUGUAUUGCAAGUGAAUCAACUUGUGGACAACAUGUUAAUUCGUGUUAAAAAUGGAGAAAUUUCUACAGAUAAGGGUCUUAGUUUUUUGGAAAUGAAAUAUCAUAUGUUACUUUCAUAUUUGAUUAAUUUGACUUAUGUAGUUCUGAGAAAAUGUUCAGGAGAACGUAUAGAAGGAGAUCCAUCGAUUGAUCGUUUAAUCGAAAUCAGAACAGUCCUAGAAAAAAUCCGACCAAUAGAUCACAAACUUAAGUACCAAAUAGAUAAACUUGUUAAGACUGCUGUAACUGGUACUAUCAACAGUGAUGAUCCAACUAAUUUUAAAGCUAAUCCUGAUGCAUUUGAUACUAAUGAUGAAGAAUCUGACAGUGAUCAGGGUGACGCAGAUGAAGGUUUUAAAUCAACACAAUCAAGGAAAUCUAAUGUUUAUGUACCACCAAAACUUGCUGCAGUACAUUAUGAUGGAGAUGAAACAGUUGCGGAUAAAAUUCGUAAAGCCGGAGAGAGGGUUCGCAGACGCGCAGUAUCGGGUGCUGUUUUACGGGAAUUAAAGGAAGAAUAUUUAGAUGCGCCUAUCGAAGAUACACAUGGUUUAGGCGAAAAACAAACUAGUCUAGGUCGUGAGAAUAAACGGAAAAUAGAAUAUGAAGAAAAUUACAUGACACGUUUGCCCGUUACUAAACAAGAAAAACACAGACGUCGUCAAAUGACUACUGUUGGUACACUUGGAGAAGAAAUUACAUCAUUUGGAGAAUCGUCUUUUGUAUCUGCUAAAAAAAGAAAAACUCAGAAGAAAGGCAAAGCCAAAAAAAGUUUCAAGAAAAAAAGGCAUCAUUAAAUCGACUUUAUAAAAAUUUGAAAAGCUGAAUUUCAUACAGCAUUAAUAAUUAAGGUAAAAUGCAAAUUUCUUCAAUUCUUCUUGACAAAUGCAGAUGCCAUUAAUACUCGUUACUAAGUUAAGCUAAAUAACUCAUAAACAACUAGUAAUAAAAAUCAACCAUCAACGGUGAAGUAAAUAGCACGAUGGUAAUUUAUUACUACAUAAGACAUACUAAUGGUCGUGUAAUUGAUAAUUAUAGUUAAUAAUGAUUUUAAUCUUUAAUUGUUGUCUGAGAUCAAUUUUUAUCUAUGGAGUUGAAAUGUUCCGUGAGUCACAAAGAAAAAAAAUGGUAUCUCUACGAUAUUAAGUACAUGAAAAAUAAUGUCAAGGUACAUACGAGCUUAACUUACAAAAAAAAGUAUUACGUGUAACCGUGACGCAUUUAAUCAAAGAAUGGAUUUCGGCUCCAAGAUUUAAAAUUGUAAGUUAAACGCAAAAGUUGAAAGCAGAAAAUUUGUCUGCUUUAUUUUGAAAUAUUCUCCAGCUAUAGAUGAAACGAAAAAAAAAAUCAGUAACGUAGCAGGAGGGAUGAUAUCGAAUUAAUUGUUACAGAAGCGUAAAAAUCACAAGACAUUCAAUGCAAAAAUUAGAAAAUUCAAAUUUAAUAAGAAAAAAAAAAUGACUAGAAAUUGCAACCACUCUGCAAAUUCUAAGAACAAUGUUUAUCGUGCGAUAUCACGUGUCUUAGGAUUUUCUCGCUAUUUUAGAGUAGUGUAGUAGUUAAUAGUUUUACUAUUAUAUGUAUAUUUCGUUUGUGUUUUCCCCUGGUAAACUGUUGAGGCUAUUAUAUCUCGAUGUGAAUCAUAUUUUAUGUUAAGUUUAAUUCUUUUACAAUGUGUCCAUGCAUUGUACUUGUUGUUUUAAUUUUGAAUUGCUUUCAUUUAGUUGUUAAACUUAUAUUAAAAGUAAUAUAAGGAUAACACGAAUGUGUCAAAAUUCAAAAUUGAUAUUGCCAAUUUCUUAAUUACUAUUUAAGUUUACUGUAUUUAGUUUCUUAGGGAGGGGGUAUGUGUGAUAUUGGAAUAAAAACUAAUAUACGAAGACUAGAGCGAAAAUCACUUCUGCAAUAGAAUAAAGAAUUUGUACAACAAAUUAUAGGGAUAAAUCCGUCUCUUGCGCUUAAAUAGGUUCCAUUUUUUAAGUGUUAGACGUAAUUCUGGGUAUUUUCUUAAACCCAAAUGCAAUGUUUCCUUUUUAAAGUAAAGGAAAGAUAAAUAUUAAAAUGCACUUAAUACAGCUCAUACAUGGAUAUUGGUAUCCAUUACACGUUCCUGCAGAAGUGAUCCGCAUCACCUUCAAAAGUACGAAUUCGUUACAUGCUAACCAAGGGCUCAACCAUCCAUAGAUAUUAUAUUUUUUACAAAAGUGUUCAUAGAUUGAGCCAACUUGGUAAUGCGUAAUGUUACAUAUGCCCUCUCUUUUUCAAUCUGUGAAGACGAUUAAAAUGUGAUAAAUUAUUCAUGAAAUAAUAGUUAAAGAAACUAACAGAAUAGCACAAUUGCUGGGCAUUAUUUACAAGUGCUAGCAAGCCUAAUGUCAGCAGCCUUGUCGUAUUUGGUAAUGAAGUUGGAAUACUGAAUAGCGGGAAGAUUUUGAUGAAUAAUACGAAGGUACUCUUACAAAAUCUCAUGCUCGUGUUUAAUGUACGGCAUGCGUGAAAUAAUACAAAAUCACAAUAGGUUUCAAAAUUUGCCCGAAAUUUAGUUUUCUCAUACUUUAUACAUAGAUGAUAAUUUUUGAAGCACACUUACAACUGAAAUAACUGUAAGUCCAAAAUACUAACUUGUAUGAGUGAGCGUGUGAGUGAGUGAGUAAGCGAGCGAGCGAGUGUAUGUGUGUAUAUAUAAUGUAUAUGUUAUUAUGUAUUUAUAUAUACAUAUGUACCUCCAACAUGUGUUUCCUCAUUUUUACAUUCUAAAAUGUUUGUAACAGCGCAUUAAAUACUAUUACGUUGUUUGUAACAAAUAGAAUUAUCGCCGAUAAUCUAAAUUGAAAAGUUUACUCGUAUAUUAUUACAUUUGUUUUAUUAAGCAUAGUUUCCUAGACAUGUUUUACAUAUUUUGGACUUAUAGUAAAAGUGUAUGGGUGUGAAAAAUAUGAUACACAUAUCCACAUACACAACAUAUAGCAGCAAAGUAAUAGGAUUACAUUGAAUACACUACCUCAAAUCAAUAGAAAUAUGGAUUUACAAUAAUAUAACUGCGUCAGUUACGUUUACAUUGUUGUGCCGUUGUUUAGUUAUACAUUUACUGAUACUACAGUUUUGUUGUGAAAUAUAAUAGAAUGUAUUAUGCCUUAUGAAAAGAGAGGUAUCUAGAAUUUGUUAUCUCUGACCUGCUUAGCAGGUAUAAAUCUUUUAGCAAUGUACAAAGAAAGCACAAAGUAUGUAAACGUUACUGUGAGCAGUGAGUUUAAAGUAGUCCUUCAAAUCCAACAACGCUGCCGAAUACCAAAUUAAAAGGAGAAACAAGAUAUCUUUGCAGCAAAAAUGAGAUUAGAAUGAUUUAUUGAAUACAUUCAUAGUUUGAAGGAUGUAUGUACUGUUUCGUUUAUUGAUAAAUUUUGUAUAAUUUAUGUACUAAGACAAUUCAAUGUGUGUGAGAGAAAAAAGAGCGCGCGCAAGAGGGAGAGUUUACCUGUAUAUUAGAAAUGAUUAUUAUUAAUGAAUUAUUAUUAUUAUGAA
Molecule: messenger RNA, 3838 nt
Organism: Osmia bicornis bicornis
Lineage: Eukaryota; Metazoa; Arthropoda; Insecta; Hymenoptera; Megachilidae
Product: neuroguidin
Exons: 4
Coding region: 193-1113 (306 amino acids)
Biological process (GO): maturation of SSU-rRNA from tricistronic rRNA transcript (SSU-rRNA, 5.8S rRNA, LSU-rRNA)
Cellular component (GO): nucleolus; small-subunit processome
Source: RefSeq, a predicted model, not a curated record